GAGGCCGCUGACGCGGCGGAGUCACCCGGGCAGCCUCGGGACCGGUGACCGGCCCGGCGAGCGUCCAGCGGCCUGGAGCUCUAGCCCGCGCUGUCCGAGCUCGCUGCCCACUCCGGGGCGCACAGGCCGCGUCGCGCGGAGGCCGCGGACACCCGUGGAGGCCGUCCCGGGCGGGUCGCCUCGGUAGGGCGAGGUUUCCGUGACGAGCUUCCCGGGGCUGUCGCGGCCAGCUCGGGCCGUCGUGGCGGCUCGAGCCCCGCGCGCUCGCUUGCGCUCCGGGGGUCGCAGGCCCCAGAAGGUAUGCGCGUCCUCCGGACCCUGGGCGCGGGCUCCUGAAGGACGUCGCGCGUGGACCCCCGAGCCUCGGCAGCCUCCAUUCAUCCAGCAGCUGCGCGCUCGCCGCCUCCGCGCCCGGCCUCGGCGGCGCCUCUUCCCGUCCCCUCUCUGCAGCCCUUUCCCCACUCCUCGCGUGCGGAGGUUCUCCUGGAAGCGUAGGUGUCGGUUAUGAGCCCGGCUUUCCUCCCUUGAAGCUCUCGGUAAAGGAAGUCGGGGUGACCCGCCGCGCCCAGGGUAUGGGGGUGAACGCCGUGCACUGGUUCCGAAAGGGACUCCGACUCCACGACAACCCCGCCCUGAAGGAGUGCAUACAGGGCGCCGACACCAUCCGUUGUGUCUACAUUCUCGACCCCUGGUUCGCCGGCUCUUCCAACGUAGGCAUCAACAGGUGGCGGUUUUUGCUUCAGUGUCUUGAGGAUCUUGAUGCCAAUCUGCGAAAAUUAAAUUCUCGUCUGUUUGUAAUUCGUGGACAGCCAGCUGAUGUAUUUCCCAGGCUUUUCAAGGAAUGGAACAUAACUAAACUUUCAAUUGAAUAUGAUUCUGAGCCUUUUGGGAAGGAACGAGAUGCAGCUAUCAAGAAGCUGGCCAGUGAGGCUGGAGUGGAAGUCAUUGUGCGCAUUUCACAUACUUUGUAUGACCUAGACAAGAUCAUAGAACUCAAUGGCGGACAGCCACCUCUAACUUAUAAAAGGUUUCAGACUCUCGUCAGCAAAAUGGAGCCACUGGAGAUGCCAGCAGAGACCAUCACGUCAGAUGUGAUAGGAAAGUGCACGACCCCUCUGUCUGAUGACCAUGAUGAGAAAUACGGAGUCCCUUCCCUGGAAGAGUUAGGCUUUGAUACAGAUGGCUUGUCCUCUGCAGUGUGGCCAGGAGGAGAAACUGAAGCACUUACACGUUUGGAAAGGCAUUUGGAAAGAAAGGCCUGGGUGGCAAACUUUGAAAGACCUCGAAUGAAUGCAAAUUCCCUGCUUGCAAGCCCAACUGGACUCAGUCCUUAUCUCCGCUUUGGUUGUUUAUCAUGUCGGCUCUUUUAUUUCAAAUUAACAGAUCUCUACAAAAAGGUGAAGAAAAAUAGUUCCCCUCCCCUUUCUCUUUAUGGGCAACUUUUGUGGCGUGAAUUUUUUUAUACAGCAGCAACAAACAACCCACGCUUUGAUAAAAUGGAAGGGAACCCCAUCUGCGUUCAGAUCCCUUGGGAUAAGAAUCCUGAGGCACUGGCCAAAUGGGCAGAAGGCCGGACAGGCUUCCCAUGGAUCGAUGCCAUCAUGACACAACUUCGUCAGGAGGGCUGGAUACACCAUUUAGCCAGACAUGCAGUUGCAUGUUUCCUGACACGUGGUGACCUAUGGAUCAGUUGGGAAGAAGGGAUGAAGGUAUUUGAAGAAUUACUGCUUGAUGCAGAUUGGAGCAUAAAUGCUGGAAGUUGGAUGUGGCUGUCCUGUAGUUCCUUUUUCCAACAGUUUUUCCACUGCUACUGCCCUGUUGGUUUUGGUAGGAGAACAGAUCCCAAUGGUGACUAUAUCAGGCGUUAUUUGCCUGUCCUAAGAGGCUUCCCUGCAAAAUAUAUCUAUGAUCCUUGGAAUGCACCAGAAGGAAUCCAGAAGGUAGCUAAAUGUUUGAUAGGAGUUAAUUACCCUAAACCAAUGGUGAACCAUGCCGAGGCAAGCCGUUUGAACAUUGAAAGAAUGAAACAGAUCUAUCAGCAGCUUUCCCGUUACAGAGGGCUAGGUCUUCUUGCCUCAGUCCCUUCUAAUCCUAAUGGGAAUGGAGGGCUCAUGGGCUAUGCUCCUGGAGAAAAUGUCCCAAGCUGUAGCAGCAGUGGAAGUUGCUCUCAAGGAAGUGGUAUUUUACAUUAUGCUCACGGAGAUAGUCAGCAAACUCACCUGCUAAAGCACGGGAGAAGCUCCAUGGGCACUGGCCUCGGCAAUGGGAAGCGCCCUAGUCAGGAAGAGGACACACAGAGUGUUGGUCCCAAAGUCCAGCGACAGAGCAGUAACUGAUAUGAAAGCAUGCAGGAGGAGUACUGUCGCAGCUGAAAUUGGUGGGAAAGUCAGUACUUUUCAUUUAAAUUAUUUUAAAAUGUCAUUCAUUCAUUCAUUCAUGGAAAACAGUUACAUUUCAAACAUUAUUUCUAAUAACAUUUCUGUGGUUUUUAACUUUUUAAUGAAUGUCACAUAGGACAAGUGGUAAUUUGUAUAUAAGAACUUGGUAACAGAUUUGCUUAAUGUAAAUAGAGUCAGUUAGUAUAGACUCAUCAGUAUAUUUUUGAUAAUUUUUCAUGUAUGGUAAAAGUUAAAGUUAACAGAUAUUCUGAAAUAAAACUGAAAAGUUUUCAGAGUCAUUGCAGGAAAAUGGGAAGUUUUUAGACUUUCUUAAAAGACUUUGUUAAAAUUUUAGGACACAUUUUUCUUGUUAUUGUUGUUCUAAUUUUGCAGUCUUUGAUAAUAAUGCUUUAGAAAAUACAUGUAAUCAAAAUGUGUAUGCCUCUGUCAGCAUGGACAGUCUGCCAUGUGCAGCUGCUCCGACCCACACUGUCUCCCCCUUUUCUUGUUCAUCUACAGCUAAAGUGACUUUGUUAUUAAAGUAUAUGCAAACAUGGAA
Messenger RNA from Meriones unguiculatus (Mongolian gerbil), 2937 nucleotides. RefSeq names its product cryptochrome circadian regulator 1 (gene Cry1). NCBI's taxonomy places the organism in Eukaryota, Metazoa, Chordata, Mammalia, Rodentia, Muridae. Gene Ontology annotation, molecular function: FAD binding; DNA binding. Gene Ontology annotation, biological process: circadian regulation of gene expression; negative regulation of DNA-templated transcription; entrainment of circadian clock by photoperiod. Gene Ontology annotation, cellular component: nucleus; cytoplasm. The transcript has 13 exons. Bases 573 to 2336 code for a protein of 587 amino acids. The record is from RefSeq and is a predicted model, not a curated record.